Messenger RNA from Botrytis byssoidea, 967 nucleotides. RefSeq lists its product as uncharacterized. The transcript is spliced from 4 exons. Lineage: Eukaryota; Fungi; Ascomycota; Leotiomycetes; Helotiales; Sclerotiniaceae. Bases 215 to 967 code for a protein of 250 amino acids. The record is from RefSeq and is a predicted model, not a curated record.
UAGUAGAUCCGUGACCAGGGCAAUACGGGUAAAAGCUUUUGUACCUUUAUCUUGCGGAAUACAACCAUGACGAUAUGCCUCCAAUACAUAGCAUUGUUUUAUUCGACCGAUUUAUUCUCUUUCUAACUCAUCUCCUCGACGCUCAGCCAUUCUCACCACAUCAGUUUUGCUCCAGAAUCCACUUCAUUCUAAUAAAGACUCGAAUUCUAGCUGUAUGAUUAGCUCCAGCUCAACACCCCUUGAUGCUUCAAAAGCUGAUCGAGCUCCUCUCUUAUUGAUAUCGACUUGGGUUUGGACGGCAUUUGCCAUUGUUUUUGUCGCUCUCCGGUUUUUUUGUCGUAUGAGACUGAUUCGAAGCACUUGGUGGGAUGACUGGCUCAUUUUGGCUGCUGUAGCAUCCACGACAGCAAUGAGUAUUGUCUGGACAAUUUAUGCCAAAAAUAGUGGCUGUCGACAUGCAUCUACUUUGGCCAUGGAACAACUCAUCACUACAACAAGAUUGAACUGGAUUUCGCAGCCACUUUGCAUCUCCGGUCUUACUACUUGCAAGAUAUCGGUUGCUUGUCUGAUUUUGCGGCUUCAAUACCCAACACCAUGGAGAACGAAGCUUCUCGUCAGUCUCCUGUCUGUUAUGGUUACCAUGAACAGCAUAGCUGUGAUUCUCAUGUUUACGCAAUGCACGCCCGUCAGAAUGCUUUGGAACCCAGCGUCAGAGCCUAAUGGUCAUUGCAUCAAAUCUAAUGUUGUAUCGAUUAUGUCUCAAUCAGCUUCGAGUUGCAUGGCGUUCAUUGAUUUAGUUCUAGCGGUUGUACCAGUGCAUAUGAUAUGGAAGUUGCAGAUGAAUAAGAGGAAGAAGGUUGCCAUUUGUGUUUUACUUAGCACUGGUGUUUCUGCCUUUGGAUUCGCCGUUAUCAAGAUUGUUGAACUCAAAAAUGAUGCCAAUCAUUCUGACAUUACAUGCAAGUAA